Messenger RNA from Trypanosoma conorhini, 1947 nucleotides. RefSeq lists its product as uncharacterized. The transcript has a single exon. Lineage: Eukaryota; Euglenozoa; Kinetoplastea; Trypanosomatida; Trypanosomatidae. The record is from RefSeq and is a predicted model, not a curated record. The coding region runs from base 1 to 1947 and encodes 648 amino acids.
AUGUUGCAGCAGGCUGUCUCGUACGUUAUUUCAGGAUUGGCGAAACUAGGCGACAUUGACGCGAGUAAUGUUGAAACGUCUCUUAUGAGGCGGACAUUGCGCAUUCAGGAUAUGACACUUAGGCAAGACACGCUGAACGCUUUUCUCCCCUUUCCUAUACACUCGGGACGCGUCAGCGACCUGCGGGUGGAACUCCCGUGGCCCACCUCCAAGGACGCACUGUUUGUAUCCUCCCAGGGCAUUACUCUCACACUAAAGGGUGACGUCCCUAAAUUUAACACUAAUGCAAUGACCAGGGAGGAGAUACGAGGUGGGAUCACAGAGGAAAGCAUUUUUGGCGCCAAGGAGGCGUCUCCAGCUUCAACCAAUUCUUAUGAAGAGGAGGGUGGUGAUGCGUUGGAGAAUUCGGGUGAAUACGCUGGGGAACAAGAGCCCUCGGCGGCGGCGUUGUCAGAGGAUGAUGAUUACAUGUCUUGUCGGAGCGUUAGUAAUGCCUCAUUUGCGUCUUGCGAGUCGCAGGAGGAUGUGGCUUCUCUUCCAGAGAAUGGAUUUGGAUUAUUUUCUUUUUUUGUUAACGCCGCCGGUCGUUCCGUGUCGUGGGUAAUGAAUCGACCGAUUCAUCUGCAGUUAAGGAACACCUCUGUGAUGUUGUUGUGUGAUUCACAGUCGGAGGUGGGCUUUGAGGUUGCGGCGAGGGAGAUCGUGGUGCAGAUCGAACCUGCCUCGGAGGCCGGCGCAGAGAUUAUGAAGGUGGUUGUUAUCAACUUCGCGGGUGUUGCCGUGUAUGCGCACGCCACCAAGGAGCAAAAGCAAAAGAUUGUGGGAAUGGAUCAUUUUAGUAUACGCGUCACCUCUGUGUAUAGUUCCAUGGGUGUGCUCCGUCGCAAGAAUAUCGCCGUCAUCGUUGACGGCGUCACCUCGGUGUCCCUAGAUGAAGACGCACUGCAGGCUCUUACAAGCUGCGCCGUGAGUCAUCGACUCAUGACGGAGGUCCCUGACUACUGCCGUCCGUUUCGUGGGCUUCUUCAACUGCCUUCGCGUUGGCCCUACGCCAAAAGUUGCGUCUUAGCCUUCAUACGGGAUAGACGGCGACGGUACAAUUUUAAUGCCUCGCACCUUCACUUCUACGCGGAGGCCCGCACCUCCUAUCUAGCGCUUCUGGAUUACUGUCAUCGCACCAGGGACAUAGCAGAAAAGAAGGAAAGUUUGGCCGAAGUAGAAGAGGAUCUUCGCUACCGUGAUGUAGUUCUUUUCUUGAGGCGCAGAGUCCAGGAAAGGUACUCUGCCGCCGCACGCAGCAGCAACGCAGGAGUGCAGGCAUCAAUGCCAGCGCGGCCUGCAGAAGCUGGUGGGCCGGUUAUACUUUCUUCUUUCCAUGUGGAGGCGAAAAUCACGUGUGUGCGUGCGCCUGCUAAAACAACAGUGUGGCUGCGCGAUGUGGCUUUUGUGAACCGCCGCGGGGAGUCCAAUUUUACAGUUGGAGGUGUUACUGUGGUUGCGGAGGGGAAGUCUCAACAACUGCAGGCGUCUGAUGCCGGGCAGCCUUUUUUCUCUUUCCAGCGAACGGAGAGCAACGGCACGGCUUUUUUUAGAACCCAAUUCGAAGACUGGCGUUUUACGGCCACGUCGACGUGGAUUCUGCAGGCUGUGCAGCCCUUUCUGGUCGCUGCGCCGGACCUUCUGCUGACCGUGCCGCGCACAUGUGGCGGUGCCCCGGAACCAACGUCUCAUGAGCGGCGUGAGUGCACUACGAGUUUUAUUUUUCCACUGGUGCAGCUUGCUGUGGACGGCUUACAGCUGCACCUGGAGCGGUUGUCCCUGGUGUUUAUUGAGCAAAAAUCCGGUGGGUCACGUGUUGCUUUUUUGACUGAAGGAGUUGCACGUGCGUUUUGGAGAGGAAACAGUCGUGCUGUCACCCAUGAAGCUGGAAAUGACGCAAGAAGAUGA